UCUGACUAGGCUAGCGUUAGUAUCCUGCGCCUUUUCGUCGAGACAACAUAGCUAGGAAACUGGUCAUAUUACAUUAGCAAGCUGUUGUUUGUAUUUUAAUAAAGAUGUCAACCACAACCGGUGGCGGAGAGUUUGGCAACCCCCUGCGGAAAUUUAAGCUCGUAUUUUUAGGCGAGCAAAGUGUGGGCAAGACAUCUCUUAUCACCCGGUUUAUGUAUGACAGCUUUGACAACACCUAUCAGGCAACAAUUGGCAUAGACUUUUUAUCGAAAACGAUGUACCUGGAAGAUCGUACGGUCCGGCUCCAGCUUUGGGACACUGCCGGACAGGAGCGUUUCCGUAGCCUCAUUCCCAGCUACAUCCGAGACUCCACCAUCGCUGUGGUGGUUUAUGACAUCACCAAUCUAAAUUCAUUCCAGCAAACAUCAAAAUGGAUUGAUGAUGUCAGGACAGAGAGAGGAGGGGAUGUCAUUAUAAUGCUUGUUGGAAACAAAACAGACUUGGCGGAUAAGAGGCAGAUCACCACGGAAGAGGGCGAGCAAAGAGCUAAGGAACUCAAUGUCAUGUUCAUUGAAACCAGCGCAAAGACUGGCUACAAUGUCAAACAGCUGUUUCGCCGUGUUGCCGCAGCCCUGCCUGGGAUGGAUAGUACCCCAGAGAAGAGCAAAGAGGACAUGAUCGAUAUCAAACUGGAGAAGCCACCAGAGAUGGCGGUGACUGAGAGCAGCUGUUCCUGUUAGUAAACACCCACUCCCUGCCCGACCGCCCUCCUCCCCAUCAACAGCUUGUAUCUCUGUGGCCACUCCCCGCCCAUGGCCCACUGCCAUCGGUUAGAGAACCUGUCCGCCCCCCCCCCCCCCCCGCCCCUUUCGACUCAGUGACUUUUCGGAGUAACCGUGUGGAUGUGCUUUUACUCUGUAUUUAAAACGGAUUAAAAACCUAAAGAUGUUAAAGGUAAAAACAAAAACAGAAAACCAAGUAAAACGGCUAAAAGCAGACUAAGUUAAGUGCUGAAUAUGAUCAGCUUUUCAUCCAACUGCAUGGCGUUAGGUAGGCCUGCCGACUGACACUGCUAACUGCUUGAGUUAUCAGUGCUGUCACACCUGUCAUCGUUGUUAAGUCAUAUUGUUUGGGAUUAAGUGGCCAUGAAAGCGAGGAGGUUUCAGUUCGGUUCUUUGCUUUCAUCUCCGGUGGGGAGUCUGGUGUGGGAGAGAGUCCUAGUUGUUAUAUGCACAGUGUCUAUUACUGAUUUCCAUUAUUUUGAUGUGCUUCGUUCCUAAAAGGAUUCCCCUGUCUCGAUGAACUGUCUUUCCUCUGAACCCUCCUCAUUUCCAGCUGGCUCAAACCGAAGCUGUUAUUUUAGGCCUAAUGGUUUAUGGGACCUCAUUUCAAGGCAUUAACAGCCAAAGAACUUGACAUUACUGUAGUUGAUAAACUAAAGCUUUCAGUGGUGACAGAUUGUUGGUGUCCCCAAGGGGAGGCUGCAGAAAGGCUUUCUAGUAAAUCCGUAAAGAAAACAAAAAUAAAUGUUUUCUUUUUUUUUUUUUUAUAAAAGGGGCAUUAUCCCUUAUUUUACUGGAAAUUACUAAUCUAUAUCUAUUAAUGUAACACAUAGUGCCCCUGUGCUACAGGAACAUAUCUGCAGUACUAACAAAUCCAAUGUGUCCAGGAGAAUAGGAGUUAAGGCCAUACGUGGGCCUAUGGAGUGAGCAGGUAUCAAAGUUUUAACACACUAAAUGGAAAGAUUUGGGCCCAUGCAAUAUCUCCCUACUCACCACUGAUAGAUGUCAUUGUCUCGUUUUAAUAUUAUUUUUUUUUGGCCGGAAGUAGUACACUCGAAUCAAGCCCGGGUGUUGCAGAGAUUGAGAGACCUACUGACCAGCGUUUUGCUUCUCCAGGAGAGGUGGUCCUCAGACGCGGCAAAUGCUUACUUAAACACUUGCUGUAAAAGGAAAAAAAAAGGAAAUAUAUAUAUAUAAUAAAUUAAACAAGUGCAGUGGAGUAUGUUAAAUGUAUCGCUAUUGCCCGUGUCGGACUGUUGGUUUUAUGUUUUUUAUUUAUUUUCUAAUUCAAGCAACUGAAAAUCGCAUUGUAUGCUUGACCAAAAUUACCGCGGGAGGUAAAUUUUUGUAUUUAUUAUUCGCGUCGCUCUGCUUGCACGCUGGAUUCCCGAGCAAAAGCCCGGCAUGGUUGUUCCGUCUCCUGUUGCCACGCCAACGCUGAUAGCUCUGCCUGCGGUGUGUGGUCAGUGGAUGCUUUGUAGUUACGAACAGGCUUCACUGCUCCCUCUACAUAGUGGACCACAGACCAGCCGACCGGCCACACCUAGUCCCCACCAACAUAACACAAUGUUUUUUUCCAUAGCUUGUUUGAAAAAUGUAAACGUUUAAAAAAAAAUGUAGAUAAGUACAUUGCAUCGAUCAACUGUCUUCACUGUCACUGACUGAAUAAUUAGUAGUAAUAAUUGGACUUAAAAUAUGUGGCACCCGGACGCUCUACAUAGUUAGGGAGGGAAACUCCCCUCAUCUACCGCCAGUGUAGUCCCCACCGGGCGAUGCACGGCAAAACCAAUUUACUCAGCUCAGUGCCAUUCUGAAGUGUGUUCUGUCCAUUUGAAAUAAUAUGUUGACUAGUGUUUAGCAACGUUUGUGUGAAUAACAAUGUACUAUUACUAUCUGCUGUGUAAAAAGGAGCGUUGAAGAACACCGAAGUGUAUCACAUGAAAUAAACAUAUUUCACCAAU
Messenger RNA from Esox lucius (northern pike), 2743 nucleotides. It is a transcript of the gene rab41, whose product is annotated as RAB41, member RAS oncogene family. Lineage: Eukaryota; Metazoa; Chordata; Actinopteri; Esociformes; Esocidae. Gene Ontology annotation, molecular function: GTPase activity; GTP binding. Bases 105 to 740 code for a protein of 211 amino acids. The record is from RefSeq and is a predicted model, not a curated record. The transcript has 8 exons.